GAACAAGAUGGCGCCAGCAAUGGAGCUGCUUUCCUGCGGCAUAAUCGAAAAGGAUUGCAACGGUGAUGUUCUGUGGACUUGGAACUACCCCGAUGUUACAGAAUCGCAAAAAGUUUUGGUGCUCAGAAAAUCUUCCCUACAAUCUGAGCACAAUGAUAUUUUACCCUUCGUCUAUGCCAGACACUCUCACAACUCCUGGUUUUAUAUUCAAUGCACCGAAGUUUCCGACUCCGAUAAUUUACCCAGGGUAAAACAGUUUGCGCUUGUUUUAUUCGCGACAGAUUUCAAUCCACCAAAAUACGAGGCACUGUGUCGUGUCUUGAGCAAAAUGUACUGUAGGACUGGAAGUCCAAUAGAGUUGCUGCAGCUCUAUUUAUCCGUAUUCACCAAAGGCUCUUGCGCAACUCAGGAUAACGGAACGUUUGUUUGCAAUGAAUACAGCGAUCGAAAAGUUGCCAGUAACAGCACCAACCUCAGAGGCUUGAUAAAGACUUUUGAGCUGAAGACGAUUCUUAUAUACACAGCGAUAUUGCUGAAGAAACGGAUAAUAGUCUACCACCACAGCCUUGAACAGCUUCUUAGAUGGAUACGGACCUUCCCUGCUUUUAUGAAACACAGAAAUGUUACCGAAUAUUUAUUUCCAUGGGUCGACCUGGUUAAAGAUGAGAUACUGGAGCUUAAGGGUCAUUCUUCGUAUAUCGCAGGGUGCACGGAUAGUCUAGUCGCUUCACGGGCUGAGCUUUACGAUCUACUCGUGAAUUUACCUGCAAGAGAAAUCACUAUUGCGUCACAUGCAAAAGAAAGUCUAACGAUGACGAAGACACACAAGGAAAUAGCCUUGUUCAUGGUCCAGCUCGGAGAUAAUCCGUCUUACUCGGAGGUGCAAAUAACAUCAGAGAUCUCAGAUAAAACACAAGAUCUUUUGAAUCAGUUAAAAUCGUUGGCAAGUUUAACAACGCCUGAAGGUAGAAAAAUGGUAUCCAUCGAAACGUUUAAAGAGAAAAACUUAGCCCCUGCAGUCGAGAACUUUCUCAUCAAUUUAGCAAUCGCCGAAAACCUAAUCAUGCUGUGAUCUCUUACACACACAAAAUAUGUUCUUAUUUUGUUCCGAGUCCUCUUACAAGUAGAGGUUUCCAUUGGAAUAAGGUGAGCAAAUGUUACAUCACUUGUUCAGUUGUUAAUUUAUGUAGUUAAUCGUGAAUGCGUGGCUCUUUGAUUUUCAUUUUCUUGAAAAUCUCAGGGAUAAGGUAAAAAAAAAACAGGAUCUUGCGUAAAUUAUUAUGAAUUACGAUUUAUUUAGGCAGGUGCUAGUGAUAAGUGCAUUUACAAUAUUUGACAGAUGAAUAGUGUAAAUCAUUGUGAUUUUUAAUGCUAAAUACCUUAAUCAAUAUAUAUUCAAAUAAAACUACUUCCUAAAUCAUAAAUAAUUAUGAAUGAUUAUGGGGUUCGCACAGAUUUCUCCGUUAUAGCAGUUGAAUGUUACUUUUAAAACUUGCAACCAAUACGUAUUCAUCGGCUAAAGAUAUUUAAAGAGUACCAGAUGUUUAACUUAAAUUUAUUCCACACUGAGGCAUGCUCAACGUUCAUGAGAACAACUUCAGGUACCUUAUAAUAAUGAUUGGAGGAAACAGGAGCAAAGCAGUUGUUUUCUUCAUUUUACAGACAAAUAAAUAUGUAAAGACAUUAAAAUUUCUAGUUCGUGUGCGCCCUUCGAUUUAUUUCAUGCAUGAUAUCUAUUUGGUAAUAUCCUCGUCGGGUUGAAUACUUAUUUACAAUUCUGUACAGAUCUUCACUACCAUUAACCAGUCAAACUAAUCACAUGAGCAACUACAAGUAAUUUCCAA
Neodiprion fabricii is the source of this 1844-nucleotide messenger RNA. Its product is annotated as putative DENN domain-containing protein 10 B. Gene Ontology annotation, molecular function: small GTPase binding; guanyl-nucleotide exchange factor activity. Gene Ontology annotation, biological process: regulation of early endosome to late endosome transport; protein transport. The coding region runs from base 8 to 1072 and encodes 354 amino acids. Gene Ontology annotation, cellular component: late endosome. The record is from RefSeq and is a predicted model, not a curated record. Lineage: Eukaryota; Metazoa; Arthropoda; Insecta; Hymenoptera; Diprionidae. The transcript is spliced from 5 exons.